AAAGCGCGCGCGCGCGUGUGUGUGUUUACUGGAAGAACCUCAGAGCUGAGGAGGUGGAGCCUUCGCUCUAUUCGUUGACCGCGGUAACACAGCUACCUCCGUUUGCUGGAGAAAAGAGAGAGAGAGAGAGAGAGAGAGAGAGAGAGAGAGAGAGAGAGGGGGGGACGCGGACGUCUUUACCGAUACAUUCCUCCAUCGGUUAGAAGAGGCCGUCUAUUCAGAAUUAAUGACCAACUUAAUAAAUGAUUUAACACAUAGACAUUCGGGGACUUUGGAUAUUUUCUCCCUGGAGAGGAACGCUGGAGCCCGGGACAGGAACAAUCUCCAAGGUAAAUAAACAGGCUCCAUACCCGGGGCAUAGAGUGCUGCUGUUGCUGUACAUGGUGCGUAAAAUAGCAUAUUGCAUAUGUGUGUAACAGUGCACAUGUUAAGCAAGACGUUGCAAUUGCGCAAAAACAUGAUUAUCAUAACGGCGAUAUGGGAAGCCAUUUGUGCCUCCAAAACAUCACAGGGUACCAGCUCUACUACAGGCAGCUUAAUGUUUCAAUGCAAAACAGGACUUUGCUUUUGGGAUGUAUUAUACUCAUUCUCCUUAUUCCAGAUAGACACACAGAGAUAGACAGUGCUAUGUUGUACACUCUUGGAAUGAAAUAAGCCUCAAAUAACCUUUUGGUGUUCAACAGAUUGCCACAUACCAUUUUUUCCAGGUCAAAACUGUUUCUUGAGGAACCUCUCUGAAAAGGUUAUUCAAGGAACCCCUGUCUAAAGCUUAUCACAGUAACCUUUUUGUGAUGCAAGAGGUUCAAUUUUGAACCUAUUCAAUAAUAUAUUGUAGUGGCAACAGCCUAUCAGAAGAUUGGAGGAAUGACUUUUAGUUAUUUUUGUCCCCCCUGUAAGAGUAAAUGUUAUUCAUGUUCAUCAUGUUAACCUUUUGCUAUAUUGAAACAUUAAAGGUUGUUCCAAGAACCCCUCAACUAACCGAAAGUGCAAAUAUGAACCCAUUGACUGCAAUGGUUCCUUGAGGAACUCCAGGUUUCCUCGAGUCAGCCUACGCUCUUAGAAUUAGGGGGUAAGUCACAUUUCUCUUUUGUGGCUGGAAGGGGCCCCAGCUCAGCUCAGACAGACACCAUGUUAAGCAGCUGCAGAGCGGGCAGUUAUGGCAUCUCUUGCCGCUUCAAGUAACAACUAGCACCGGUCCUUGGUGAAUGGAGAUCUAUUCAAUAUGGAGCUUGGCCCAUUCCGUCUUGCUCCAAAUGCUCUGAUCAGCAGCACAGUGAGACAGCCAGACCCACCCGCCCGGGGGUAGCCUAUUUACCAUGAAACCGGAGAACCAUAGAGCUCUGCUGGCGAAAGCAGCAGGCUGCAUGGGAAUGAGGUUAUUUAUUCAGAAUGAACCUGGACUCAUUCAUAAUAACCUGGUUUUCUGACCCCCCCCGUGGUAAAAAGAGAGUUUGAGCUGAGCUGUUUAACACUGUACACGUUUAGUGUGUGUGUGAACACAGUUAUUUAGACCUUAAUGUCAGAGAUGAUAAUGACCUGACUGACAACAGGGAUCGAGGUUCAAACCUCUAGCUGAAUGUUUGUGGGUGUGUAGCUAUGUGUGUUUUUGUGAAUGUGUUUUAUAUACAGAAGAUGUACUCCACCAUGUGUUGGCCUCCAUAUAGAAUCAGUGGAAAAAGACUCCUUCACACCUUUGAAGUGUUCACAAGAGAAAAUGUAUGAUAACACUAUUAUAACACAUUUCUGCCCCCUGCUCUCUCUCGCCUUUCUCUCUGCAGCUGUCUGCAGUGGGUGGUCUCUCUGAGGUCCUCUUUGGACUGCUCCUCAGUAUCGUCGCUCUGGGAAACGUGUGUGCACCCCCCUCCUCCCCACCUCCCUCACGCCCUCUCCCCCCUCCUCCCUCACAUCAUCUCCCCCUUUCCUCCCCUCCUUCCUCACGCCCUCACCCUUUCCCCACAUCGCAAACCCUCUUCAUCUCUUCUUCUCUCUCUCCCUCCUGCCCCCUACUCUCCCUCGCCCCUCCCUGCUCUGGACCCCCCACCCCUCGGUCAACGAGCCGAGCGUGGGGGUCAGGGCGCCAUGGUAACCCACAGCAGGCGCGACCCCCCCACCAUGAGCAGCAUGACCCCCCCAGAGCCCAGAGGUCAGGGGUCUCGUGUGCACCCCCUGCGCUAUAAACCCUUCAGCUCACAUGCACACUACCAACAGGUGCUGUGUGCGGUGCGUAAGCUACAAGAGAGUGGGUUCUACUGGGGUGCGGUGGGGGGUCGUGAGGCUAGCUCUCUGCUCCGCUCCCAGCCCCCCGGGACCUUCCUGGUUCGAGACUCAUCCGACCACCACUACUUCUUCACACUGUCGGUCCAGACGGCCCGCGGGACCAAGAACCUCCGUAUCCACAGCCAGGGGGGAAGCUUUUACCUGCAACCCGACUCGUGCUGCACACACAUGCCCCCGCGCUUCGACUGUGUGCUCAAACUGAUUGGACACUACAUGGGGAAGGAGGGACGAGGUGGAGAAGCAGCAGGAGGUGGAGACGGGGAGGCUGGGGUAAGGGCGGGGGGAGGCAUGGCUGCAGCGGCAGGGGAGACUGUGGGGUCGGGGACUGGGAGUGUGUAUCUGAUCCACUCAGGGGGAGAGAAGGUUCCGUUGGAGCUGCGUCGACCCCUCCCCUCCUCCCUGUCCUCCCUCCAACACCUGUGUAGGAGGACCCUGAACGGACACCUCGGGGGCUCGGUCAGCCCGGACACACACCAGCUCCCUCACACACUCAGGAACUUCUUGGAGGAGUACGAUGCCCCCAUCUAACACACACAUACACACACUCACACAGUUCAGGUUUGGGGUUUCCCCCUCCAACAGUUGAGGAUAGGAUUUGGAAAGGGUAAGCUGUUCCAGAUCGAUGCCACUGCUUUCUUACCAAGGGGAGCCUAAUAUAGGUAACAAUUGAUACUCCUCCGCUCCUGGACAGACCGUUGAUGGGAGUCAAGACGAGACUGGGGGGGGUUAAAAGUCAUUGCCCUCUCAGCCAGUCACCCAAUCUCUCAGCGGGUGCUGUGAUUGGGUAGUCAAAAAGAUUGAUGGGUCGAUAAUGCAGACCGUGGACCCGCCACACAUGCAUGCAAACACACAUACACAGUGCUGUGUGUGGCUUUAGGAGUGUAGCCAGAAGGUUGUUUUGGGGUUUGUUGUGCUGCUGUGGCUGAGGUAUAGCUCCUUCUAUUGAUCAACCGAGGCUUUCAUCUCCUCCCUUUAUCUCCUGUUUGACAUGUAGAAUGGGCUCCAUGGACUGCGAGAGGGAGGGAAAGGAAGCGAGAGACAGGGAGAGAGGCGAAAUAGUGUGUCAAACGAAGGGGCCAAAAGCAGAGUGAAAGUGUUUGUGUGUGGUGUCGUACACAUUUCCACUGCUGUAUGCCAACUAGCAUUGCCUCAUAGGAGGGUGUGGGGGAUCAUGGCUGAAGACAGCCACUAGCCACACACACACACACACACACACACACACCACGUACGUACAUACAGCUUACAGUGCUGUGAAAAAGUAUUUGCCCCCUUUCUAAUUUUCUCUACUUUUGCAUAUUUUUGAUACUGAAUGUUAUCAGAUCUUCAACCAAAACCUAAUAUUAAAUACAGGGAACCUGAGUGAACAAAUAACACAAUUAUAUACUUAUUUCAUAAACAAAGUUAGGCAACACCCAAUGCCCCUGUGUGUGAAAGUAAUUGCCCCCUUACACUCAAUAACUGGUUGUGCCAUCUUUAGCUGCAAUGACUGCAACCAAAUGCUUCCUGUAGUUGUUGAUCCGUCUCUCACGUCGCUGUGGAGGAAUUUUGGCCCACUCAUGCAUGCAGAACUGCUUUAAGUCAGCAACAUUUGUGGGUUUUCAAGUAUGAACUGUUCGUUUCAAGUCCUGCCACAUCAUCUCAAUUGGGAUUAGGUCUGUACUUUGACAAGGCUCCAAAUUUGUUUCUUUUUAGCCAUUUUCAUGUAGACUUUAUUGUUUGUUUUGGAUCAUUGUCUAGCUGCGUGACCCAGCUGCUCUUCAGCUCACAGACGGAUGGCCUGACAUUCUCCUGUAGAAUUCUCUGAUACAGAGUAGAAUUCAUGGUUCUGUCUAUUUAGGCAAGUGGUUCAGGUCCUGAGGCAGCUGGGUCAUGCAGCAAGACAAUGAUCCAAAACACACAAUCAUGUCUACAUGAAAAUUGUUAAAAAGCAACACAUUUUAAGUUUUGGAAUGGCCUAGUCAAAGUCCAUACCUAAUCCAAAUUGAGAUGUUGUUGCAGGACUUGAAACAAGCAGUUUAUGCAUGAAAACCCACAAAUGUUGCUGAGAUAAAUCAGUUCUCCAUGCAAGAGUGGGCCUAAAUUCCUCCACAGCGAUGUUGGAAAAAAUAUGCAAAAAUAGAGAAUCAAAAAGGGGGCAAAUUCUUUUUCACGGCACUGUAACUGCAUCUUUGGUAGCUCUUCUGUUAGAAUGUGAUGGAGAUACCUCUAUGUCUUUGUCUUUCUUCCCAUCUCCAUCCAUCUACUCACAAGAGAAAAUGUAUGAUAACACUAACACCGCUCACUCGCUUAUUCAUAUAAAUAGAUAGAUUUCUCUCUCACUCAACCCCAAAGCUAACAGUGGAUCUUAUUUUAGUUCCUGGCAGGCAGAAACACCGUGUGUCCCAAAUGCCACCUUAUACCCUUUAAAGUGCACUAGCCUUGGUCAAAAGUAGUGCACUGUAUAUAAAAUUGGGUGCCAUUUGGGACACAGUCAGAAACAAAAACUGAAGCCGAAAAUAGUCAGUAGUCCGGGGGGGGGAUUGAAGUGUGAGGGAAGAGUGCUGAAGACGAGUAUGGCUGACGCUGGAUGAGGGGGGGACAGGCAAGGAUGAUUGGGGGGGGAAGCGGUAAUAGUGAGGGAUGAGGAGGAUGAGUAGGCAAGAUUGUUUUCACACUGGGCCACAGAGACAACAAAUCCUUCAUUUGAAGAUGAUGAUGAUGAUGUCGUGUUUAGCUAAAUCCAUGUCUUCCUGGUAAGAGCCUAGUUAGUAGAAGAGCAACGUUUGUAAUUUUUAACAUCUAUUAUCGUCAUAUCAACCUAAUGUGUUGCACCAGCUCAGCUACGUGUGUGUGUCAGAAGUACUUGUCUUUUAUAAAGACUGCUCAUAACCUCGCCACUAGAUUGGCAGACAGUGCAAGCCCAACUAUCUGGAACAACAAAAACCUAAAAGCAUUUCAGAAGAGAAAUUAAAGAUUGAACUUUGCACAUAUUUAUAUUUCUAAGAUAUUUCAACAAUGUAUAUUAAAGAGCACUAUUUUUACAAAAUUGAA
Molecule: messenger RNA, 5307 nt
Organism: Salmo salar (Atlantic salmon)
Lineage: Eukaryota; Metazoa; Chordata; Actinopteri; Salmoniformes; Salmonidae
Product: suppressor of cytokine signaling 3
Biological process (GO): intracellular signal transduction; phosphatidylinositol phosphate biosynthetic process
Cellular component (GO): phosphatidylinositol 3-kinase complex
Molecular function (GO): 1-phosphatidylinositol-3-kinase regulator activity
Source: RefSeq, a predicted model, not a curated record